Loxodonta africana (African savanna elephant) is the source of this 9041-nucleotide messenger RNA. RefSeq names its product Rho guanine nucleotide exchange factor 7 (gene ARHGEF7). Gene Ontology annotation, cellular component: lamellipodium; cytoplasm. Gene Ontology annotation, molecular function: protein binding; guanyl-nucleotide exchange factor activity. Lineage: Eukaryota; Metazoa; Chordata; Mammalia; Proboscidea; Elephantidae. The record is from RefSeq and is a predicted model, not a curated record. The coding region runs from base 6210 to 8093 and encodes 627 amino acids. Gene Ontology annotation, biological process: intracellular signal transduction; lamellipodium assembly. The transcript is spliced from 18 exons.
GAUUACUUGUCUUUUUGUUGGUAAGUUAUAGGAUUUUUAAACAUAUUCUAGAUAUUAGACCCUUGUUGGAUAUAUGGUUCCUGAAACUUUUCUCACAAUCCGUGGGUCAUCUUUUCAUUUUUUAAAUAAAGCCCUUUCAUACAAUUAUUUAAUUUUUUAUGAGGUCCAAUUUAUCUGUUUCGACUUUUGCUACUUGGGCUUUUGUUGUCAUUUCUGGUAAUUCACCAUUAAAAACAGGUCCCACCCAUGCCCCUGAAUCAUCAUCUAAGAGUUUUAUGGCUUAAUUCUCCCAUUCAUGUAUUAUAUUAAUAUUAAUGUUUUAGUCUCAUAUGUGGAAUUGUGCCCUGCUCUUGCCACAUAGCAUAGUGUUGUGACUGCUUCCCCACACCCUUACAAGGCUUUAAAAAUGAAGUUUUACUGAUGACUGACCUGACGGAACACAACAGAGAGCCCCCGAGGGAGCAGGAGAGCAGUGGGAUGCAGACCCCAAAUUCUCUUAAAAAGACCAGACUUAAUACUCUCACUGAGACUAGAACGACCCUGGAGGUCAUGGUCCCCAGACCUUCUGUUAGCUCAGGACAGGAACCAUUCCCAAAGCCAGCUCUUCAGACAGGGUAUUGAACUGGACAAUGGGAUAGAAAAUGAUACCGGUGAGGAGUGAGCUUCUUGGAUCAAGUAGGUAGCUACAUGAGACUAUGUGGGCAGCUCCUGUCUGGAGGGGAGAUGAGAGGGCAGUGGGGGGACGGGAGCUGGCCAAAUGGACACGAAAAUAGAGGGUGGAGAGAAGGAGUGCGCUGUCUCAUUAAGGCGAGAGCAACUAGGCGUAUAUAGGAAGGUGUAUUUAAGUUUUUAUAUGAGAGACUGACUUGAUUUGUAAACUUUCAUUUAAAGCACAAUAAAAAUUAAAAAAAAAGAUUUUAUAAGGUGCUAAUGUGUUUUUUUUAAUGUGAUGUAAAAUUUUUAUAUGCAUUGAAUGCCAUUAUAUUGGGCGAAAUACCUUAGUAUUUAGAGUAGAUUGUCAGUACUUUAGAUUGUUACUGUUCCUAGUUUAUUUUGUAUCUUAAAAUCUUUCCUUGGAUUAGUGUGUGUGUAUACAUACACACGUGUGUGUGCGUGCAUGCAUGUGUGUAUGGAGGAGCUCUGGUGGUGCAAACAACGAAGCACUCAACUGCUAGGUGCAAGGCUAGCAGUUUGAACACACCCAGCAGCUCUGCAGGAGAAAGGCCCGGCGGUCGGCGUCUGUGAAAGGUUACAGCCAAGGAAACCCUGUAGGGCGGUUGUACUGUGUCACAGGGGAUCGCUGAGUCGGAGUCGGCUUGUGUGGAUGGAAUUGGAGGAGAGAGUCUAGACAUUAAACGCAUUAAAGACAAGCAUUUCAGGAUCCCAAACUUGCUGCGUUUUGGAACUUAACAUGGAAAGUUUGGGCGUUAAAAACAUUUUUAUGAAGAACCCUCAGAUUUACUUAGAAUGGGAACGUCAAUCCGUAUAAGGGUUUCUCAGAAUUACUAUGGUCGAUUUAUGUAGAAUUCUGAAAACAAUUUAAGUUCUUUAAUCUAGUAACUUCACUUCCUAAAACCCAUCCCAAAGAAGUAACCUGAAAUAUAUUCAAAGAUGUUUAGCCAAAGGUGUUUUCAUAGAAUUAUCCGUUACAUAGAAUUACUCAUUAUGGUAAUAAAUCGUAAGCAACCUAAAUAUGCAGAAACAUGGUUAAGUAACCGGUGGUACACCCAUUUAUAAUAACUAAAAAUGCAUAUGAGGCAUAAAAAAUAAACACCUGUUUUCUUGUUAAGCAGAAUAUAAAAUUGUAUAGGUAAUAAGAUCUAAUUAUGUAAAAAAGUUGGUACUGGAAAUAGAGUGGUUAUUUUUUGAGUGGCAGAAUUAGUAUGGUUUUAUUCUCACCAUCUUUGUGCUUUUUAGUAUUUUCUAGAUUAAAAAAGUAAUUUCCGUUACGGAAUAUUUUUGUUUUUUCGGUUGGAUAGAACUACAGUAGUAAGGUGGUUUAGCUUCUCGAGAAUGCAAGCGACAGUGAUUUGGUUGGAUUCCUUUGACAGCAGAGUCCAGAACGUGUUGGAGAUGGAAAGAGGGGGGUAGUGGAAGGAGUGUAAAUUUUGUGUUUAACCCCAUCCAUGCUGCUUACGAGCUUUGUGGCCUUGGGGCUAAUCCCUCUUCACUUCUAAGCUCAGUUUAUUUGUAAAGUGAGUGUAAUACCUGCUUUGUAGUGUCAUUAAGAGGAUCAGCAGAUUGGCCACAAAGUGCUUGGCCUUUAAAAGUCAGUUGUUUUCGUCAUUAUUAGGUUGAGUAUUCAAGAGCCUCUGAAGCCUGAUGUUAUUGAAGUACCAUGUCGUUCUGUUUGCAAACAGGCAUCCCAGUAGCUUUUGAGAACUACCUGUGGGAUCUGUAUUCAAGGGCGACAUGAUCAUAUAACUAAAGGAAACCUAUCUGUGACAUGCCUGGGUAUGAUGGAUUUUGACAGUGAAAGAACAUUAACUUCGCCUACAAAGUGGUGACAGACAUCUUUCCUGACAGGGAUGGAGGAGAGAGGACUUCCCUUGUAGAACCUGGGUAACCCAGCUUGGAGAGAAUAGAAGGUCUUUCAGUCACCUCUUUUGGGGACAGGAGUUUUUUGUAUUCAUCGUUAUUCAUUCUGAAGCCCCUGAAGACAAGUCCUUGUGCGCCUGCCUGUUCUUUGAUGCACCUGAUUUUGUUGGUCAGGUUUUAUUGAUGCUUUCACUUUUCACUGUGUGUCAGUGCUCUCUGUGUACAAGAAAAGUCAACAAUUGUUUCAUUCAUGCCAAAUACCAGGAAAAGGCAGGCUAACUUUUGUCUUCAAAAUAUUGCAAAUAGGAUAUUAUGGGUAGUAAUCACUAGUAUUAAUAAAAAAAUUACAGAAAACUUACAUGUAUCUUUAAUAAAAUGUCAUAGUGAACUUCCGUGGACCCUUCCUGUGCCCCAGAGAGUCACUGCAGCUGCCCUUGCCCUUUGCUCCGUCAGAUACCUGAAGCCUCUGAUGCUAGGCCGUGGAAGAGAACCCGGGAGUCCCUGGUAUUCUUGUUGCGAUAGCCUUUGUUUCUGUGGGUCACCACUAAUCCUAAACUCUAGUUUUGCUUCAACUUUUUGUGUUUUACUUUUCUCUACCUUAACCAAAAUUCCCUUUUUAAAUCUUGGGACAUCUGGCGUCUCUGCCUGGGGGCUUGUACGUGGACAAGCUAAUUACCCAGGUGCCUUGAGGAUUGUAGAGAUAAAUCCAGAUGUAUUUCUCUCCAGUCCCCGAGAAAGCUGUGUGCCCCCCGCCAUGUUAAAUUCCACCCACACUUCAUAUGGACAGUGAGGUAUCUGUUUAUUUCUUAUGACAAACUCUGUUCUCCAUUUAAAAAAUAAUUUCUUGUUCUAUAUAGAUUAAGGAAGCCCUGGUGGCGUAGUGGUUAAGUGCGAUGGCUGCUAACCAAAAGGUCAGCAGUUCAGAUCUCCAAGGUGCUCCUUGGAAACUCUAUGGGGCAGUUCUACUCUGUCCUGUAGGGUUGCUAUGAGUCAGAAUCGACUCGAUGGCAGUGGGUUGUAUAGAUUAAGAUUAUAGCUAAGGUUUCCAGUUGGUAGGCAGAGCCUGGCACAGAGUGUGAGCUAAGUGUUUUGGUGAGAGAAUGAAGGAAUAAUUGAGUUGUCUAACGUAGUGGAAAAGUCAUAUCUGGUAAAAUGUUUAGCUCCCAACUAAUGAGGUCCUUCCAGAAGUUGCUCUAAAUAUGUACUAGGUUUGGGAUUGGGAGGUUGUACUCAGGAGCUUCUAAGCCUUCUUGCUGUCAUAAGUCAUGGAACUGACAGAGUCACAAUAAUAACCCAGUAAAGGCCCCCCCCCUUUUUUUACUUGUGCUCUAAGUGAGAGUUUACACAUCAAGUCAGUCCCUCAUACAAAACCUUAUGUACACCUUGCUGUAUAUUCCUAACUGCUCUCCCCCUAAUCAGACAGCACAUUCCUUCCCUCCACCCCGUGUUUCCGUGUCCAUUCAGCCAGCUUCUGUCCCCCUCAGCCUUCACAUCUCCCCUCUAGACAGGAGCUGCCCAGAUAGUCUCAUGUGUCUGCUUGAUCCAAGAAGCCCACUGCUCCCCAGUAUCAUUUUUUGUCUUGUAGUCCAGUCCGAUCCUUGUCUGGAGAGUUGGCUUUGGGAAUAGUUCCUGUCUUGGGCUAACAGAAGGUCUGGGGGCGAUGACCUCUGAGAUCCCUCUGGAAAGGGCCUUUUUUUAAAAAAAAAAAAAAAAAUUAUUUUGCUUUAGGUGAAAGUUUACAACUCAAAUUAAUUUCUCAUUCAAAAAUUUAUGUAAUUCUGUUUUGUGACAUUGAUUACAGUCCCCACAAUGUGGCAACACAUUCCCCCUUUCCACCCUGGGUUCCCUGAGUCCAUUCGUCCAGUUCCAGUCCCUUCCUGCCUUCUCAUCCUGCUUUUGGACAGGAGCUGCCCAUUUGGUCUCAUAUAUUUGAUGGAACUAAGAAGCACGUUUCUCACACGUAUUAAAUUUUGUUUUAUAGGCCUGUCUGAUCUUUGAAAAGUGGGCUUUGGGAAUGGUUUCAGUUUUGGAUUAACAGAGUGUCCAAGGGCCAUGCUUUCAGGGGUUCCUCUAAUCUCUGUCAGACUAUUAACGUUGGGUCUUUUUUGUGAUUUCGAAUUCUACAUUUUUCUCCUGCUCUAUCCGAGACUCCGUUGUGUUUCCCUUCAGGGGAGUCAUCGGUAGUAGCCGGACACCAGGUAGUUCUGCUCUGAGGCUGGUGGAGUUUCUGGUUCAUUUGGUCUUUUAGUCCUUGGGGCCAGUAUUUCCUUGUGUCUUUGGUUUACUUCAUUCUCCUUUCUUCCAGGUGGAAUAGGACCAGUAGAUGUAUCUUAGAUGGCCAUUCACAAGCUUUUAAGACUGCAGACGAGCCCCCCCGCCCUUUUUAAAUAAAAAAGGGAAACAGAUCCGUAGACUUGUCCAGUGACAGCUAGUAAGAGGCAGAGCCAGGAUUUGAACCCAGGUCUUUGUAGCUGCAAAGGCUCAGUAUCUUACAUGUAACGGCACGUUGUGCACACAUGUAUCUUUGCUUAUGUCGGAUUCCUUCAGUGGAGUGUGUGUCAUAGUGAGCCUGUAGGUUCUCGCAGUAGCUACUGUUGAGUAAUCAUUUAAUGUCUGGAAGAAAUACAUCCUAAGUCCUUUGUGAAUCCCUAAUUUAGAAAUGCUAUAAUAACAUAAUUUCUUCAAAAGGUACAGUGACAUAAAGCAAAAACAUUUAAUGGUCCCUCCAAACUCUUUUUGAGAGUUAAGUGUAGUUAUUAAGGUCAAGUAGAGAUCCACAAAUUACAUGAAAUCAGUAACUGCGGUUGCCAGUGAGCAGCCUCUGUUGAAGGUCCUGUGACCUGUAGAUUUGUAGAGCCUGGAAGGACUUCAGGAGUUAGUUAGUACCCCUUGUUUUCUGUGUUGUUUUCAUUUUCCAAUGGUCAACUGGUUUAUUAGAGGCUGAAUUGUGACUAAGGUCUUAUCUUUACUUUUUGAAAAUUGAAAUACUUAAGUUGUAAAUACUCUACAUUGAAAAUAAAACAUUAAAUGAUUAUUUUUCCUUGGUGAUGGGUGGGGAGGAGUGUUUAGAGUAGUUAUACCUACCUUAUUUUAGUUUUCCCUUUUGUGCCUGUAAAUUAGGACAUGAGUUACUGAAAUUUGGUUUUAGCUUAUGAUGAUGGUAAUCAUUUAUAUCACCCAGAUCAAAAUUUAAAAAUUCACUUGUGUUAUCUGUCUUUUAUAAAUAAACCAAUUAUUUAUUUUAGAGGACUAUCAAUAACAUUUUUUUAAAAAUAAAUUAUAAUGCCUGCCAACAUUUGCAGUGACAAUUGGUACCCGUUUGUAAAGUCAGAGGUGCUCAGUGCUCCCCUGAGAUGAUAAUGAAGUAGGUUUCUGUCCAUCUGUAAGGUAAUGAAGUCCUUGUUUGUUCUUUUGUUUUAGCAGUUGACAGUUUAGCGAUUGUCUGUGUGACUUGACUGAUGUUCUUUUCCCCCUGCUGUGUGACACUAUUGUUUGACUACACUUGAUUUUCCACGCCUCAUGACUCAGGGAAGGCUUGCGCUGGGUGAGCUCAGCUCUCUGUGUAUUCAUCAGGGUCAUGGAUUGUGAAGGCUGCUUUCUCCAUGAGAACUGCGUGCUUUCUCUGCUGCCUUACGUGUGAUGGAGCUGUGGAAGCCGGUCCCUGAGGUCUGAUGGGGUCCUGCAGCAGCCAAAGCGUGCAGAACGCAAGAAAGGGGAGAAAGGUAGUGCUACAGAAUAUUUUAGAAACAGAAAAUGAAUAUUCUAAAGAACUACAGACUGUGCUUUCAACUUAUCUGCGGCCAUUACAGACCAGUGAAAAGUUAAGUUCAGCAAACACUUCAUAUUUAAUGGGAAAUCUAGAAGAGAUAUGUUCUUUUCAGCAAAUGCUUGUACAGUCUUUAGAGGAAUGCACCAAGUUGCCUGAAGCUCAGCAGAGAGUUGGAGGCUGCUUUUUAAAUCUCAUGUCACAGAUGAAAACCCUGUACCUCGCGUAUUGUGCCAAUCACCCGUCUGCCGUCAACGUCCUCACGGAACACAGCGAGGAGCUGGGAGAGUUCAUGGAGAUGAAAGGUGCCAGCAGCCCGGGAAUUCUCGUGUUGACCACGGGCCUCAGCAAACCGUUUAUGCGCCUGGACAAAUACCCCACCUUACUCAAGGAGCUGGAGAGGCACAUGGAGGAUUACCACCCAGAUCGACAGGAUAUUCAGAAAUCCAUGACUGCCUUCAAAAACCUUUCAGCCCAGUGUCAAGAAGUUCGGAAAAGGAAAGAGCUGGAGUUGCAGAUCCUGACAGAAGCCAUCCGAAGCUGGGAGGGAGAUGACAUAAAAACCCUGGGCAAUGUCAUUUACAUGUCGCAGGUCAUGAUUCAGUGUGCCGGAAGUGAGGAAAAGAAUGAAAGGUAUCUUCUGCUCUUCCCAAAUAUCUUGCUGAUGUUGUCCGCCAGUCCUAGGAUGAGUGGUUUCAUCUACCAGGGAAAGCUACCGACGACAGGAAUGACAAUCACAAAGCUCGAGGACAGUGAAAAUCAUAAAAAUUCAUUUGAAAUAUCAGGGAGCAUGAUUGAGCGGAUAUUGGUGUCAUGCAACAACCAGCAGGAUUUGCACGAAUGGGUGGACCAUCUGCAGAAGCAGACUAAAGUCACAUCUGUCGGAAAUCCCACGAUUAAGCCUCAUUCUGUGCCGUCUCACACUCUUCCUUCUCAUUCAGUCACACCAUCCAGCAAGCAUUCAGACAGCAAGCCAGUGCCCCUGACUCCUGCAUACCACACUCUCCCACACCUUUCCCACCAUGGGACUUCACACACCACCAUUAACUGGGGACCUCUGGAGCCUCCCAAAACACCCAAACCUUGGAGCCUCAGCUGCCUGCGCCCUGCUCCUCCUCUCCGGCCGUCAGCUGCUCUGUGUUACAAAGAGGAUCUUAGUAAGAGUCCCAAGACCAUGAAAAAACUGCUACCCAAGCGCAAACCUGAACGGAAACCUUCUGAUGAAGAAUUUGCUUUGAGGAAAAGUACGGCUGCUUUAGAAGAAGACGCUCAGAUUUUAAAAGUUAUCGAAGCUUACUGCACGAGUGCCAAAACGCGGCAAACGCUGAACUCCACAUGGCAAGGCACUGACCUGAUGCAUAAUCACGUCUUGGCCGAUGACGACCAGUCAAGUCUAGACUCGUUGGGUCGUCGCAGUAGCCUUUCCCGUUUGGAGCCUUCAGACUUCCUGGAAGACUCUGACUGUGACAGUAUAUGGACAGCCCAUAGUUACAGAACGGGUUCUACUUCUCGUUCACGCAAAGAAUCUGCUCCACAAGUUUUGCUUCCAGAAGAAGAGAAGAUUAUAGUAGAAGAAACUAGAAGUAAUGGCCAGACAGUGAUAGAAGAAAAGAGUCUUGUUGAUACUGUCUAUGCAUUAAAGGAUGAAGUCCAAGAAUUAAGACAAGAUAACAAAAAGAUGAAGAAGUCUCUAGAGGAAGAACAGAGAGCCCGCAAAGACCUAGAAAAGCUUGUGAGGAAAGUUUUAAAGAACAUGAACGACCCUGCUUGGGAUGAGACCAACCUGUAAGGAACAGCCUGGUUCUUUGUAACGAGACCAGGUGGGAGGCCUCCUGACCAGAGUCAGUGUUAGAUGCAGAGACUGCAGAGCAGGGCCGCGCUGGAUGGACACGCUUUCUUGUUUUCUGUGUGUAGAAAAGACGGAGUUUAUAACAUGAACAAAAGUGAUCACACCGUUACUAAAGAAUCCAAACGUGAGGUAUAGAGACUGAGGACCCUGAACUGCGUUCUUUACAGUUAACAUCUGAAUUACCUCAUUUCGCAAUAAGUGCAGUGACUGACUAAAAAUCCUCGAUCCUUGUUUUCCAGACUUUUAACUGAAAUUAUAUAAAUAUUAUGUAUACAUAUCUCUUGUAGAUACUCAAUUUUGAAUGCAUAUCCAUGGUUGCUACAUCUGGGCUAACGCCCACGCUAGUUUCCUUCCUGCUAAUCUUUCUGGUCACGUGAAUUAGAAGUUGUCUUCACACACAUUCGCCUGAGAGUAGCGGCGUUGAAAGUACCUGGAUGCUUUUGGUGGCUGGCUGAUUGUUCUACACACCGUGGUUUCCAAAAUGCUGUCCAAAUCCUUCCCAUUUCAGUGUGCUUAGGUAAUUUAACCUUAUUUAUGUCUGCACUGAUUACUUUAAUACCACCUGAAAGUCUUCUCUUAAAGCAGUGUUACAAUCACAAACACACGUUGGCUCUGAGUGCAGCAUUCUUGGGCUGAACGAGUGAAGGGUCUGAGGCUCAGAUGCUGGUCUGAGGAGACAGCGUACAGCCACCGUGUCGAGGGAGGGUGUACGCCGCCGUCUGCUCUGUCUACGUACUCUGAUUACCGGAGCUGAUUCGCUGCGUUUUGGGGGAGCACACAGACUUCUAUAUAUAGGCUAGUUUAAUAACUUGACAAAGUGUACUAUUUUGUCUUCCCCACAAAAGAGAUAACUAGAACCUGUAAAUAAAAUGUAUUAUUUAUUAUAUA